AUGGCCUGGGGACCUCUGGCUCUGCUCCUGCUGGCCUGGAUGGUCCUGUCAUGCCUGACAGGUGUCCAGGGCCGCUGGGAUGGGGCCAUGGAGCUUGCAGGUCCCGGACGUGUGCGCAGGCGUGGCAGUCCAGGAAUUUUGCAGGGGCCUAAUGUGUGUGGCUCCCGCUUCCACGCCUACUGCUGCCCAGGUUGGAGGACGCUGCCCGGCAGGAACCAGUGUGUCAUGCCUGUCUGUAGGCACACCUGUGGUGAGGGCUUCUGCUCCCGACCCAACCUGUGCACCUGUGCCAAUGGGAAGCUGGCCCCCAGCUGCGGGGUGAGCCAAGGGUCAGGGUGCAGUGUGAGCUGCAUGAAUGGGGGCAGCUGCCGAGGGGAGUCCUGCCUGUGCCAGAGGGGCUAUACGGGCACUGUGUGUGGGCAGCCCAUCUGCGACCGCGGCUGCCACAAUGGGGGCCGCUGCAUUGGGCCAAACCGCUGCGCCUGUGUAUAUGGCUUCAUGGGGCCUCAGUGUGAGAAAGACUACCGGACUGGGCCCUGCUUUGGCCAAGUGGGCCCUGAGGGGUGCCAACACCAGCUGACAGGCCUCGUCUGCACCAAGGCACUCUGCUGUGCCACUGUGGGCCGUGCCUGGGGCCUCCCAUGUGAGCUCUGCCCAGCGCAGCCGCACCCCUGCCGCCGUGGCUUCAUUCCCAAUGUCCGCACCGGGGCCUGCCAAGAUGUGGAUGAGUGCCAGGCUGUCCCAGGCCUGUGCCAGGGGGGCAGCUGCAUCAACACUGUGGGCUCCUUUGAGUGUCGCUGCCCAAUUGGACACAGGCUUAGUGAGAACAGUGCCAAGUGUGAAGAUGUGAACGAGUGCCUCAGUGUGCCGGGCCUCUGCUCUGGGGGCGACUGCACCAACACAGCCGGGAGCUACGUGUGCACCUGUCCCCGUGGUUUUUCCAGCAGCCUUGAUGGCACCCGCUGCCUGGACAUCAACGAGUGUGCACUAGACCCUGACAUCUGUGCCAAUGGCGUGUGUGAGAACCUACGGGGAAGCUACCGAUGUAUCUGCAACCUUGGCUAUGAGGCAGGCGCGGCUGGCAGGGAGUGCGUGGACGUGGAUGAGUGUGCCCUCAACAGCCUCCUGUGCGACAAUGGGUGGUGCCAGAACAGCCCUGGCAGCUACAGCUGCUCCUGCCCCCAGGGUUUCAGCUUCCGGCAGGACACAGAGACCUGCGAAGAUGUGCGUCUGGAGCUGUGUUUCCUGCGCUGGGACGAGGACAACUGUGGGGCUGCCCUGCCUGGCAAAUACCGGAUGGACAUCUGCUGCUGCUCUGUGGGGGCUGCAUGGGGGCCCGCGUGCAAGGCAUGCCCAGAGCCUGAGUCCCCCGCAUUUGCCAGCCUGUGUCCCCGGGGGCUGGGCUUUGCCAGCAGGGACUUCCUGUCAGGCCGGCCCUUCUAUAAAGAUGUAAACGAGUGCAAAGCCUUCCCCGGCCUCUGUACACAUGGCACCUGCCGCAACACUGUGGGCAGCUUCCACUGCUCCUGUGCAGGGGGCUUCACCCUAGAUGCCCAGGAAAGGAACUGCACAGACAUUGACGAGUGCCGCAUCUCCCCUGACCUCUGUGGCCAGGGUGCCUGUGUUAAUACCCCGGGCAGCUUCGAGUGUGAGUGUUUCCAUGGCUACGAGAGUGGCUUCAUGCUGAUGAAGAACUGCAUGGACGUGGAUGAGUGUGCACGGGACCCAUUGCUGUGUCGGGGAGGCACCUGCACCAACACGGAUGGGAGCUACACAUGUCACUGUCCCCCCGGACAUGCACUGACGGCCAAGGGCACUGCCUGUGAGGACAUCGACGAGUGCUCCCUGAGUGAUGGCCUGUGUCCCCACGGCCAGUGUGUCAAUGUCAUUGGCGCCUUCCAGUGCUCCUGCCACACCGGCUUCCAGAGCACACCUGACCGCCAGGGCUGCGUGGACACCAACGAAUGCCUCACUGGGAACGGUGGGUGUGAGGCGCACUGUGUUAACACUGAGGGCAGCUACCGGUGCGGCUGUGGACACGGCUACUCGCUGAUGCCAGACGGGAGGGCUUGUGCAGACGUGGAUGAGUGUGAAGAGGACCUGGACAUCUGUGAUGGCGGCCAGUGCACCAAUGUGCCAGGAGGUCACCAUUGUUUGUGCUAUGACGGCUUCAUGGCCACCCUGGACAUGAGGACAUGUAUUGACGUGAAUGAGUGUGACCUGAACCCGCACAUCUGCCUCCAUGGGGACUGUGAGAACACAAAGGGUUCCUUUGUCUGCCACUGCCAGCUGGGUUACGUCGUCAGGAAGGGGGCUACGGGCUGCUCCGAUGUGGACGAAUGUGAGCUUGGGGGACACAGCUGUGACAGCCACGCCUCCUGCCUCAACGUCCCCGGGAGUUUCAGCUGCAGGUGCCAGCCAGGCUGGGUGGGGGAUGGCUUCGAAUGCCACGACCUAGAUGAAUGCACCUUCCACGAGCACCAGUGCAGCCCAAGCGCCGACUGCCUCAAUGUCCCCGGCUCCUACCGCUGUGCCUGCCGCCCAGGCUUUACCGGGGAUGGUUUCUUCUGUGAAGAUAGGGACGAAUGUGCGGAGGACGUGGACCUCUGUGAGAACGGACAGUGCCUUAAUGCCCCCGGUGGGUACCGCUGCGAAUGUGAGAUGGGCUUCAACCCCUCAGAGGACCGCCGUACCUGCCAGGACGUGGAUGAGUGCGUUCUGGGAAACCUCUGUGUGUUCGGGAGCUGUGAGAACCUGCUUGGAAUGUUCCGCUGUGUCUGUGAUGAGGGCUAUGAGCUGGACCGCAGUGGUGGCAACUGCACAGAUGUCAAUGAGUGUGCAGACCCGGUGAACUGCAUCAAUGGCCUGUGUGUCAACACCCCCGGGAGCUACCUCUGCAACUGCCCUCAGGAUUUUGAGCUAAACCCCAGUGGGGUGGGCUGUGUGGACACCCGGGUUGGAAACUGUUUCCUGGACACGCACGACCGAGGGGAUGGUGGCAUUUCCUGCAGUGCUGAGAUCGGGGUUGGCGUCACCCGAGCAUCCUGCUGUUGCUCGCUGGGCCGAGCCUGGGGCAACCCUUGCGAGCUAUGCCCAAUGGGCAACACCACUGAGUACAGAACCUUGUGCCCAGGUGGCGAGGGUUUCCGGCCCAAUCCCAUCACUGUCAUUCUGGAAGACAUUGACGAGUGCCAGGAACUGCCAGGGCUGUGCCAGGGAGGCGACUGUGUCAACACUUUUGGCAGCUUUCAGUGCAAGUGCCCACCUGGCUACCACCUCCAUGAGGACACCCGCAUCUGUGAGGACAUUGACGAAUGCUCCAUACACUCUGGCAUCUGUGGUCCUGGUACCUGCUACAACACCUUGGGGAACUACACGUGUGUCUGCCCUGCAGAGUACCUGCAAGUCAAUGGUGGCAACAACUGCAUGGACAUGAGGAAGAGCAUCUGCUUCCGACAUUAUAACGGCACAUGUCGGAAUGAGCUGGCUUUUAACAUAACCCGGAAGAUGUGCUGCUGCUCCUACAACAUCGGCCAGGCCUGGAAUAGACCCUGCCAGGCCUGCCCCACCCCUGCCAGUCUGGACUACCAGGUCCUGUGCGGAAACCAGGUCCCCGGCUUCGUCAUUGACAUCCAUACGGGGAAGUCCCUCGACAUCGACGAGUGUGGCGAGAUCCCUGCCAUCUGUGCCAGCGGGGUCUGCAUCAACCAGAUUGGGAGCUUCCGCUGCGAGUGCCCCACGGGUUUCAGCUACAACAGUGUGCUGCUGAUCUGUGAAGAUGUGGACGAAUGUGCCAGCGGGGAGAGCCCCUGCCAGCAGAGUGCCGACUGCAUUAACAUCCCUGGCAGCUACCGCUGCCAAUGCGCCCGAGGGUACAAGCUGUUGCCAGGCGGGGCUUGUGUGGGACGGAACGAGUGUCAGGAGAUCCCAAAUGUCUGUAGCCACGGUGACUGUGUGGACACAGAGGGCAGCUACGCAUGCCUGUGUCACCGUGGCUUCCGGGCCUCGGUGGACCAGACCCUGUGCAUGGACAUUGAUGAGUGUGACCGGCAGCCAUGUGGAAAUGGGACCUGUAAGAACAUCGUUGGCUCCUACAACUGCCUCUGCUUCCCUGGCUUUGUGAUGACACACAAUGGAGAUUGCAUGGAUGUGAAUGAGUGUACCACCCUGGCAGGGGAGGUGUGUCGAUUUGGCCAGUGCCUCAACACAGCUGGCUCCUUUCACUGCCUCUGCCAGGAUGGCUUUGAGCUCACAGCUGAUGGAAAGAACUGUAUGGAUACCAACGAGUGUCUCAGCCUCGCAGGAACCUGCCUGCCAGGCACUUGCCAGAAUCUAGAGGGCUCCUUCCGCUGCAUCUGUCCCCCCGGCUUCCAGGUGCAGAUUGACAGCUGUAUUGACAUCGACGAGUGCUCAGAGGAGCCCAACCUCUGCCUCUUUGGCACCUGUACCAACAGUCCUGGGAGUUUCCAGUGCCUCUGCCUGCCUGGCUUUGUCCUGUCUGACAAUGGACGCCGUUGCUUUGACACACGGCAGAGUUUCUGCUUCACCCAUUUUGAAAGCGGAAGGUGCUCGGUGCCCAAAGCUUUCAACACCACCAAGAGCCGGUGCUGUUGCAGCCAGAGGCCUGGUGAGGGCUGGAACGACCCCUGCGAGCUCUGUCCUCAGGAGGGCAGUGCUGCCUUCCAGGAGCUCUGCCCCUUUGGCCAUGGGGCAGUCCCAGGCCCGGAUGAGACGCGGCAAGAUGUGAACGAGUGUGCAGAGAACCCUGGUGUCUGUGCCAAUGGUCAUUGUGUCAACACCGAUGGCUCUUUUCGCUGCGAGUGCCCCUUCGGCUAUAGCCUGGACUUCACAGGCAUCAGUUGUGUGGACACAGACGAAUGCUCCUUCGGGCACCCCUGUGGGGAAGGCACCUGCACCAACGUCAUCGGAGGCUUUGAAUGUGCCUGCGCUGAUGGCUUUGAGCCUGGCCCCAUGAUGACCUGUGAGGACAUCAACGAGUGCUCCCUGAACCCCCUCCUUUGUGCCUUCCGCUGCCUCAACACUGAAGGCUCCUACACGUGCGCCUGCCCAGCCGGCUACACCUUGCGAGAGGACGGGUCCAUGUGCCAAGAUGUGGACGAGUGUGUAGACGGCCAGCAGGACUGCCACACCCGGGGCAUGCUGUGCAAGAACCUCAUUGGCACCUUCACCUGUGUCUGCCCCCCGGGCAUGCAGCCCCAGCUUGGCUCUGGGGAGGGCUGCAUAGAUGAGGAUGAGUGCCACACCCAGCCCAGACCCUGUGCCAACGGCCGCUGUGUCAACACCGCAGGCAGCUUCCGAUGCGACUGCGAUGAGGGCUUCCGGCCCAGCCCUGCCCUCACCGAGUGCCAUGACAUCCGGCAGGGGCCCUGCUUCUCCGAGGUGCUGCAGACCACAUGCCAGGCCCCUUCGAGCAGUGGCGCUGCAGUCACCAGGGUGGAGUGCUGUUGCGGGGGCGGCCGUGGCUGGGGGCCCCGCUGCGAACUCUGUCCCCUGCCUGGUACCACUGCUCACAAGAAGCUGUGUCCUCACGGCGCAGGCUACACUGUCGAGGGCAGAGAUGUGGACGAGUGCCAUGUACUCUCUCACCUAUGUCCCCACGGUGAGUGCAUCAACAGCCUUGGCUCUUUCCGCUGCCACUGCCAGGAUGGGUACAGGCCAGAUGCCACUGCCACAGCCUGCCUGGAUGUGGACGAGUGCAGCCAGACCCCCACACCGUGCACCUUCCUCUGCAAAAACACGGAGGGCAGUUUCCUGUGUGCCUGCCCCCGCGGCUACCUGCUGGAGGAGGACGGCAGGACCUGCAGAGACCUGGAUGAGUGUACCUCCAGGCAGCACAACUGCCAGUUCUUCUGUGUCAACACCAUCGGCGCCUUUACCUGCCACUGUCCCCCCGGCUUCACCCAACGCCACCAGGCCUGCUUCGAUAAUGAUGAGUGCUUGGCCCAGCCUGACCUAUGUGGCACCCGGGGACGCUGCCACAACACCCCAGGCAGCUUCAGCUGUGAGUGCUAUCAAGGCUUCACCCUGGACAGCUCAGGCCAUGGCUGCGAAGACGUGGAUGAAUGCGAUGGGCCCCAUCGCUGCCAGCACGGCUGUCAGAACGAGCUGGGGGGUUACCGCUGCAGCUGCCCCCAGGGUUUCACCCCACACUCUCAGUGGAGCCAGUGUGUGGACAAGAAUGAGUGUGUCCUAUCACCUACGGCCUGUGGCAGCGCUUCCUGCCACAACACGCUGGGUGGCUUCCACUGCGUCUGUCCCUCUGGCUUUGACUUUGACCAGACCCUGGGGGGAUGCCAGGAUGUGGACGAGUGUGCAGUGCGGGGGGGACCCUGUAGCUACAGCUGCGCCAACACCCCUGGCGGCUUCCUGUGCGGCUGCCCCCAAGGCUACUUCCGGGCUGGGCAAGGGCACUGUGUCUCCGGCCUGAGCCUCAGCCCCGGAUCCCAGAAUGGCCCAGAUGAGGAGCUGGUCUCGCCUGAAUCCUGCUACGAAUGCAAGAUCAACAGCCUCCCGCCUCGUGACCGGGCACGGCGCAGUGCACACGGGGGCCACCAGGUGAGCCUGGCAAGCCUUGACUCAGAGGUCCCACUGACCUUGGGCUUGAACCUCUCGCGCCUGGGCCAAGCUGAGCACAUUCUGGAGCUGCGGCCAGUGCUGGAGAGUCUAGGGAACCGGGUCCGCUAUGUCAUUGCCCACGGCAAUGAGCAAGGUUUCUUCCGCAUGCAUCACCUCCGUGGCCUCAGUUCUCUGCAGCUGGGGCGUCGGAGGCCAGGGCCUGGAACUUACCAGCUGGAGGUGGUGAGCGUGGCAGGGCCCUGGGGCAUCUGGCCAGAGGAGCAGAUGGGGCCAGGGGUCCUGGCCUUACGGUUGAAGGUACGGCUGCAGCUGCUGUAGCCGGGAGAGGCCCUCACCUCCCGCCUAGCUCCAGGUCCCUCCCGCAACCCCCUCUCCAGACUCACUGUCUGGGCAACACCCAACCCUUGCCUCAUUCCACGGGGUUUUGGGGAAACUGAUGAAACUGCUCGCUACACACCGCAGGGACACCCUGGUGACAAGCCCUGGCCUUGAUGGGCCCCAGGGCCUCCAUGCCGUCCUCCUCUCCAGAGGUGGGAGAUUCUGGAACUGAGAAUGAUUGAUCCCCGGUGGCGAUGGCUGACCAGGUGGAACCCCGAAACUCAGGAAGAAUGACAUGCUACACUAUGACCUCAGGCGAGCCCAGCCUCUUCCCAACACUCAGCUUUCCCUGGAGACAGCUGGAAGCUGUGGCCUGCACCCUCCACCUCCAACACUAGGGUCGAGCAGGGCCCUAUGAUUCACUGUAUUCGGUCAAUCUCAGGCUUGAACUUCUGCACUGCACCAGGGCUCAACCGCCGGGGGUCAGUGGGAUAUGGGAAAGGCAGCUGGGGUGGGCAUGGCGCUCAUCCCUGAGAGCAGUAGGGCCCCCAGGGCCCCAGCCAGAGUUGAUGACAUGCAGCCAUGUUCAUGCCCCCAGGGGGCUGGGUUAAGGUUCUAAGGAUGCUUUAUAUCAGAA
Molecule: messenger RNA, 7552 nt
Organism: Hipposideros armiger (great roundleaf bat)
Lineage: Eukaryota; Metazoa; Chordata; Mammalia; Chiroptera; Hipposideridae
Gene: FBN3
Product: fibrillin 3
Exons: 52
Coding region: 1-6915 (2304 amino acids)
Molecular function (GO): calcium ion binding
Source: RefSeq, a predicted model, not a curated record